Messenger RNA from Lodderomyces jiufengensis, 2763 nucleotides. RefSeq lists its product as uncharacterized. The record is from RefSeq and is a predicted model, not a curated record. Gene Ontology annotation, biological process: negative regulation of TOR signaling; regulation of cell cycle. The transcript has a single exon. Gene Ontology annotation, cellular component: TSC1-TSC2 complex. Lineage: Eukaryota; Fungi; Ascomycota; Pichiomycetes; Serinales; Debaryomycetaceae. Bases 1 to 2763 code for a protein of 920 amino acids.
AUGCUGGGAUCAUCUCGAUCCCUUUCGCGGGCAUUAGAGACAGUUUUUACAGAAGAUAAAGAUAUAACAAAUAUUAUAAAUCAAUAUAUUGAAAAACAUAAUGAAUAUACAAUUAUACAACAAUCAACUAUAAUAAAUGAUGAAUUAUAUAAAAUUUAUAAUGAAUAUAAUAAACCAUCUGAAGAUAUAGAAAGAGAGUACAAAUUUUUAGAUAUUUUAACUCAAGUUUGUGGGAUUUUCAAUAAGAUUGAAUUAGAUGUUUGGGUUCAUACUUAUUUAAAGCCAUCUGUUGAUAGUGCAGGAUUUGAUUUAAAAUUUGUUGAAAAAUCAAGAGAAUUUUUAAAGCAUUUGACUACUGAAUAUAUAAAUUCAAAUGAUGAAAAAUUAAAUAAGCUUAGAUUGAAUUAUGCAAAAUCUAUUGCUAAAACUAUCCUUGAUAUAUACUUAGAUGAGAAAGUAAUGCAUGAAAAGUUGAACCUAAAAAUUGAGAUGGAUCAAAGAAAUAAUCAAGCGUAUCACGAAAGAAUUAGGUUCAUUAAAUCAAAUUGUGCAAAACUACUAAAACAAUUUGGUGAAAAACAUACCAAAGAAUUAUGUGAACUUUUGAGUGAUUGUUUACAUAUUCCAGAAUACAAAAAUGAAACAUUAAUUUUAUUCGGUGAUUUUAUUGCUCAGCAAAACAAGCCAGAGAUUAUUAAUUAUCAAAUAUUUCAAGAUUUGGUCAAAAUAAUAGCUGAAGAUACUGAUGAAGUUUCAGUAAAUUCAGCUUUAACUAACCUAUUAAUGAUAAUUCCACAAGUAGCUAAAGACUUAGGUAGAUACGUCUCAGAUUUAUUUUUAUUAUGCACACGAAUCAUAAGCUGGGCCGAAUUGAAAGCAAUUGAUAAUUCUUCCGCAGUAAACUCACAACAUUUUGGAGAAAAAUUAAUUAAAAAUGGAGUUGUGAAUCAUUUUGAUUCUCAACAUUUAAUCACAUUACUUUAUGGAUUAUUCUUUUUCAAUAUUACUAAAUUUACUCAAUCACCAGCUGAAUACUUGACUAAAAAUCAACCUCAAAUACUACAACCUAAACCACUAUUGCCGUAUAUUGAAGAUAACACAAGAACAUUCAUAUCCCAUAUACUAGAAACAUUUCUACUACAUCCAAAAGUAUUUUUGAAAGAGGAUGACGAACUUGCAACCCCAACUAGUUGGAUCAAGAAUAACACAUCUCCGGAAGAUGUUGCUAUUAGCUGCUUGAGUUUAAAUCCAAACAUUAUGAUUAAACCAGUACAAAAGAAGAAUUCAGUUUCAACGAUUGAUAAAUUAUCAAGAUCAUCAUCAUUGGCAGGUCCAAUGUAUAUGCAAGCUAAUGGUCCAACAAAACAAAUUUUAGCUAGAAAAUUAUCAAUUAUACCCACUAACUUAGUAAUCGAAGAUGAUAUCAAAUUCAAAGAUUUUAAAUUCAAUAAUAAAUUAGAUAGUAUACCGUCAAGUCCAGAAUCACAUAAAGUUAAAGAGUUUGAUCCAUUAAAUGAAUUAUUAUUUGAUCAUGAAAAAUUAUUUACUUCAAGACAUAAUCCGGGUGAAAUAGUUGAUGAGAAAAAAUCAGAAAUUACAUUAGCUAGACCUUUAUCCUCACCUACAACCAACGUGGAUUCUUCAAGUUUAUCUAAGGAAUUUUCCACGAGUGAUACAAUUACAAGUGGCGAUAAAUCUCAAACUAGUUUACCAGACAUGAAUGGAGCAAUUGAUUUUUAUCAGAGAGAGCUAUUAUUGUUUAAAAAUGAAUUAGAAUUUUCAAGUUAUAUGAAACACUUAAAUAAAUUUUAUUACCUUAAGAAUAGUCAAAAAAAUAUUGACGAAGUUCCAGAGAAUUUUAAUAGAGAGUUAAACUUGAUCAUUACACAAUUGAGAGAAGAAAAUUUAAAGAUUAAUGAAGAAUAUAUAAAACAAAGGAAUAUUUUAAUUGAAAAAAUUGAAAGUCUACAAAAACAAAAUGCAGAUCUGGUCCAAGAACUAUCAAAUUUUAAGAAACAAACUGAACUAGAAGCUCAAAAUUACAAAAUAAUGGUUGAAGAAAUAAUACCCGACAAAGAUUUUAUAAUAGAAACAUUGAAAACAAAUUUAGCAACUGCUCAAGAUCAAGAACCAAUUAUCGAAACAAAAGUAAUAAAAGAACAAACUGAUACCUCAGAAUUUGAGAAACAAAUAUUUGAUUACAAAGUCCAACUACAAAUUGUGAAUGAGAAAUUAAAUAAUUUAAUUCAAGAAAACAGAAACAUUGAGAACAAAUACGAUGAAAUGAUCAAACAAUAUGAAUUAAAAUUAUCAAAAUCGAAAUUAUCAUUAAAUGACAAUUUAUCAUCAUUCACAAUUAACUACGACAAGAAGAUUCAAGAGUUCCAAACAAUUUUAAUCAAAUAUGAAAAACUACUAGAAGAGAAAAACAAUAAAAUCUUACAAUUAUCAUCAUCAAAACCAAUCCCAAUCCAUAGAUCAAACAGUGGACGUCAUGAAAGUAUAAGCUCUAUGAACUCUUCAAGAAAUGAUGAAUUUUCUUACGGUGGAAAUAACGGUAGUGGAUUAAAUAUAAAUGAUGAUUUCAUAUAUAAUACAAAUCAUCAAACUCCUGCUCCUAUUCAACAAAUGAUGAGAAAGAAUGAAAAAAUGGGAAUGAAUAGUAAUUAUAAUUCAAACAUUAAUAAUAUUAAUUAUAAUGAUAGUUUACCUAUAAUGAGAGGUAGAGGUGGAUUACAAAAAAGGUCAAAGAAAUUUAUGUAA